Molecule: messenger RNA, 960 nt
Organism: Chenopodium quinoa (quinoa)
Lineage: Eukaryota; Viridiplantae; Streptophyta; Magnoliopsida; Caryophyllales; Amaranthaceae
Product: Werner Syndrome-like exonuclease
Exons: 1
Coding region: 127-795 (222 amino acids)
Biological process (GO): nucleobase-containing compound metabolic process
Cellular component (GO): nucleus; cytoplasm
Molecular function (GO): 3'-5' exonuclease activity; nucleic acid binding
Source: RefSeq, a predicted model, not a curated record
UGGAGUGAAAAAGUUGGUUACUUUCUAGUUAACUUGAUACCUUCUCCUCCUGUUUUCUCUACAUCUCUUUUUUCAUUUGAUACCUUCUCAAAUACUGGUUCUAGGAACAAAAAUCACCGAACAAAUAUGUCGAUAACUUGCAAGGUUCGACUAGAAAGCAGAGUUGUAAAAACCACAGUAAUAAAAACCAUAGCUCAGCUUGAUCAAAGUCUAAGGGAAUUGCUCGUCAGCAUAAGCCAAAAUGUACGUGGUAAUAGUUGUAAAUGUGUUGUAGGGUUGAGUGUUGAAAAAGAGUUUAGACCAUCCUCUAGUCCUGAUGGUUCUGGAGGUAGCCACCUGGUUUCGGAAAGAGUUGCAAUACUAAAGCUUUGUUAUGGAACAAGUUGUCUGAUUAUCCAGCUGUUGCAACUGAAAGCAGCACCUUGUUCACUGGCCAACUUCCUCCAACUCCGAGGGUUAUCCUUUGUGGGUGUCGGGAUUAGACACUGCCUCGAGGCUUUGGAGAGGGAUUACGGGAUCAAGUGUAGGAAUGCUGUUGAUUUAGGCCAGUUGGCUGCAACUAUCAAGGAGAAAGAAGUGUAUAAAGGGUUUGGCCUGCUGGAUUUAGUGAAAGAGUUGUGUUUUUCAGAUGUGAAGAAGCAUCUGAUGGAUAGUUUUACGGCUGCAGCUCUGAGUAACUGGGGUGUUACCACAUUAUCCCUAAAACAGAUUGAAGCAGCCACUUCAGAUGCUUUCAUAUGCUUUUAUUUAGGCAAUGGCUUGUUCGGAGGGUACAUAGGUACUACUCCAUUUUAAAACUGAUUACGUGAGCUAUUCGGAGUUCGAGUACUUAUUAUUAUGAUAGAUAGUUGUCAAUUGUUGUCUACAAGUAUUAUGAAUUAUUAAGAUUGUAACUUAAUUUGAUAUCAUUUGAUUAUACUAGGGCUUCAAAGUUCAGAUGACUUUGAUUAUGUUCUUUUA